Molecule: messenger RNA, 1126 nt
Organism: Ictalurus furcatus (blue catfish)
Lineage: Eukaryota; Metazoa; Chordata; Actinopteri; Siluriformes; Ictaluridae
Product: uromodulin-like
Exons: 2
Coding region: 2-943 (313 amino acids)
Molecular function (GO): calcium ion binding
Source: RefSeq, a predicted model, not a curated record
UAUGUUAAUAUGUCUGUGCUGUUCAGGUUUGGUGGUAGUCACUUCCUGUGAUGCGUGCCAUAAGCAUGCCUCCUGUGCACCUGUGCUGAAAGAGUCUCGCACUCAGGCUGAUUCCUUCCCACCCACAUUUACCUGCUCCUGCGCUGAGGGUUUCUCUGGCAAUGGCAUCACCUGUUAUAACAUCUCAGCAUGUAGUAAGCCUGGCGCCUCCUGCUGCACUGAUGGGUACCAUUGGUCUGAACAUGGCUGUGUUGACAUUGAUGAGUGUUCUGGUGAGAAGAGUCCCUGCACUGCGCCACUACUGUGUAAAAAUACACCUGGGUCUUUUGCCUGUCUGCCCCCAGUUGCUUACACUAAAGAUACUGUACAAAAUAUUGAGCUAGCCUCUAACCAGCUGACCUGUGGGGGUGAGGUGUGCAGCUCAGGCCAGGACUGUAUCACUAUAAAUGGAGCCCUCCGCUGUGUUGAUCCCUGCCAGUACUACACCAUUCUGGAUGACCCAUGGCGCUCUACUGACUUACAGACAAGUGGUACACUGCACUGCGAUGUGGGCAUCAACUGGCAUGGCUGGUACAGGAUGUACCUGGGAAAUGUCAGUGUCCAGAUGCCUCAGAGGUGCAUCCAACCCAACACGUGUGGCACAAAUUCCCCUGUUUGGCUCAAGACGCCCCCUCCAUCACAGUCAGAAGGUGUGGUACAGGCCACUGUGUGUGCGAGCUGGAUAGGAGGCUGCUGUAACUUUGAGUUCUCCAUUGGUGUCAAAGCCUGCCCCGGAAACUACUAUGUCUACAAGUUUGUCUCACCACCUCUGUGCUUCUUGGCAUAUGCAGCAGAUGCCAACUCAAAAGUGUGUGACACCUGCAAGAACGGAGAGUCCUGUGUCAGUGAAGACAAGAUCACCUGGACGUGCAAGGCUCAAGGUGACAUCUUAUCAUCUGUGUGAAUCCCAGUUAUGGUUCCAUUAAUAUUAACAAGCAAUUAUUUAAUUAUAAAUCCAGGGACACUUUUACGCUUAAGUCUCAGUGAACAGAACCUAGUGCAAAACUAAAUUUUUUAAAAAUAUUUCUGAGCACUGUAAUCCAGCAAACACCCUCUCUACUAGACCCCCAGCCUACUACACCUCUCA